UCACAAUUUUGAGUCCACAAACACUCUGAUAGCCAAUGAAGUGACUGUGAAGGGGACAAAAUACAGAAAGAACAUGAUCAUUGUGAUUGAUCAUGAUGAUGAGGGGCUUGUUACUGGAAAAAUCAAAGUGGUUCUCGUUCAUAAGGAUUCAACAGUAUAUUUUAUAGCUGAAAAGUAUCAUGCCCUGCGUAUUCCUGACAUGGGUGUUUACAGCCUCACACUGAUGCAGAGAAACUACUGUUGUAUUAAUCAGGAGAAUCUGCUUGAUUACUAUCCCUUGCCUGAGUACACUGUGCAUGGCACACCACUGAUAAUUCUUCACCAUUAUUUCCCUCUAGUCCAGAAUGAUGGCGAACAUGAGUGAAGAAAUCAAAGAGAUCAUCUGCAAGACCUUGCCAAACCUGUCUGAAGAGACUCAGUGGCAAAUAAUAUCGAAACUUCAGAGCUCCGGCUUGGAGUCAAAAGAAGACUUAAAAUAUGUACAACAGGAAGACAUUGCUGAUCUGUUGCCUGUUAUCCAGUGCAGAAAACUCCUGGAUGCAUUCAAAUUAGAAACCGAGAAAGUUACAUUGGAUUUACAAGUCAUUCCAACUUCGUCACCAAUGAGUAGUGAUUGGUCGGUGUCGGGGUCGUCAUCACCAACAUUAUGCACUCCGCCUAAUUCUAGCUCAUCACAGCUAUCAGCCAUUUCUUCAUGUUCAAGCCAGUCAAGAAACAGUGAACCAAGCAACAGACCUUCCACAUCUCAGAUACUGAAAACAUGGCCAGAAACUUUCCAGGUCCCUUGGGAACAAAUGCCACAGGAAAUUCGUUCUGCAAUUGCAGAUGGCAAGAGACCUAAACCAAUGGAGCGACGUCAGAUGGUACGAGUACUCGCGGAUGAAAUGAGAAGGUAUGAGGCUAACCCCACUCGCGCACAAUGCCUAACUGUGGUUCGAAAUAUCAUCAGGCAGUACCCAAAGAGUUUUGCUGAUAUUGCACCAGAUGGGUCACUUCUGUGUGGAGGUUACACAUCACUUUUGAUUCAAUUGAAAAACCGCAUUGAGAAUUUGAACCGUGAUGGAAGCUUCUCAUUCCACCGAUCCUCUACAGCCAAGAGGGGUCCAACUGACACAUAUGGAUGUACACGAUUUCAGCCAGAGCUGCCCCCAGAAGAAACUGAUGAAACUGUGGAACAGCACCGCCAGAGACUGGAGAAGAUUUAUAGACAGGAGGGAGCAGGUGGAGCAGAAAGAGCAGAAGUAAAAAAUCUAAUGGAGCUCACAUUCUCUCUACAACGUCGCCAUAUAAAUACAAUUCCACCACCUGACAUUGAAGAUGUGAAAAGCAAAUGGCCUUUUCUUUUCACGCCAAGGUAUAUAUACGGCCAUUUUGAGUUGCUCACAGACAUCAAUGUGCUUCGUAGCUUGGAACUCAGCAUGCAGGAAUGUGGAAGAGCCAUCACAGAAUACUUCAGGGGAAAACCUACCAACAAAAAUGUCAAGGAUAUUCUCUCUAAUGGUGAAGAUAAUGAGAUGGCACUUCGUGUUGUUCAGCUGCUCAUGGCACACUUUGGAGAGGACUAA
Messenger RNA from Carassius auratus (goldfish), 1565 nucleotides. RefSeq lists its product as uncharacterized. The coding region runs from base 345 to 1565 and encodes 406 amino acids. NCBI's taxonomy places the organism in Eukaryota, Metazoa, Chordata, Actinopteri, Cypriniformes, Cyprinidae. The record is from RefSeq and is a predicted model, not a curated record. The transcript has 2 exons.